AGCCGUCGUGGCUUCUGACUUGCAGUCUCCAGCUCCCAAGCCGCCGAGUUCCAUCAUGGCCCUGGUGCCAGGCAGCAUCCCGGAGCAGCGGCCUUUGCAUGGCCACGACUUCCCGCUGGUGCUGACGCCGGCGACCGGCGCCACGGCCUGCGAGCAGGGCCUCGCCGCCUGGUGCGGCCGCCGCAGUAAAGAGCUGCGCCGCCUGCUGUUGCAGCACGGGGCCGUGCUCUUCCGCAACUGUGGCGUGUCCUCAGCUCAGGACUUUGCUGAGGUCACACGGGCCAUGGGCUGUGAAGGCUAUGACUACGUGGGUGGUGCAGCGCCGCGUACGGAGGUAGUGAAAGGCGUGGUCUUUACCUCCAACGAGUCUCCUCCGGACCAGCCCAUCCCCUUCCACCACGAGCUGGCGCAGUCCCCAACUCCGCCGAGCUACAUCCUCUUCUGCUGCGACGUCGAGUGCCGGCAAGGGGGCGCCACUCCCAUCAUCCCAUCGGACGAGGUGGCGGACUUCUUCAUGCAGAGCUUCCCGGACUUCGCGGCGGAGGUGCAGGCCAAGGGUGUGCGCUACAUCCGCACCAUGCCGGAGGUCACCGACCCUAGCUCUGCCCAGGGCCGGUCCUGGGCGGAGACCUAUGCGGUGACCACCCGCGAGGAGGCCGAGGAGGCGAUGCGGAAGCAGGGCACCAGCUGGGAGUGGCUGCCCAACGGGGACUGCCGCACCACGACCUCGGUCCUGCCUGCGCUGCGUGUGGAUGAGCGGACCGGCCGCCAUGUCUUCUUCAACUCCAUGGUCGCAGCUUUCACUGGGUGGAACGAUGCCAGGAACGUGGGGGAGAAGGCGGUGGUACUGGGGGACUUCACGCCGGUGGACAAGAAGGCGCUGAACGCCGUCGCGCGGUUUAUGCUGGAGAAAGAGGUGGCCUUCGCGUGGAAGAAGGGGGACAUCCUCAUAGUUGACAACACCAGGGUGCUCCACAGCCGGCAGAGCUUUGAGCCGCCCCGGCGGGUGCUGGCGGCUUUGCGGGGCCCAGCCUUGUGCGACCAGCGCCUGCGCGCAGGUAUCAUCGGCACUGGCGCAAUGGGGAAGGAGCACAUCCGGAACAUCGCUCUGUUGGAGAAGGAGUUGCAUGUCACCGCUGUGGCAGACACCAGUGAGGUGGCCCUGAAGGAAGCUCUCGAGGAGCUUGGCCCCAACGCACCUCGCGUGGCCAUCUUCCACACCGAUGAGGAUCUGGUCAAUUGCGACUUUGUGGACGUGCUCAUCAUCUGCACUCCGAACUUCCAGCACAUCCAAACCCUGAGAAAGGCCAUUGCCUCCGGGAAGCACAUCCUCUGCGAGAAGCCGCUGUGCACCACCGUGGAGGACUGCGAAGAGGUUGAGCGUCUGCUGACCGAGCGUGACCUUCGGAGCACAUCUCCCGGCAUCUUCAUGACUGGCAUGGAGUACCGGUACAUGCCGCCCAUCGCGCGGCUGAUUGAAGAGACCGACCUCAGGAGGCUUGGCGAACCCCGGGUUCUUUCCGUCCGGGAGCAUCGCUUCCCAUUCCUGGUGAAGGUGGACAACUGGAACCGCUUCAACGAGCACACCGGCGGCACACUCGUGGAGAAGGCGUGUCACUUCUUCGACCUCAUGCGGCGCAUCCUCCAAAGUGAGCCCGUGUCGAUCUACGCCUCCGGCGAUCAGGCCAUGAACCACAAAGAUGAGGUCUAUGAGAAGGGCGUGCCAGACAUCAUUGAUCAUGCCCUGGUGGUGGUGGAGUUUGCGAGCGGAGCGCGGGCAUCGCUGGACCUGUGCAUGUUUGCCGAAGACGAGCAGACGGAGCAGGUGCGGCUGGUCUGCCAGCGCGGCAGCGUGGAGGCGAAGAGCCCCGAGUCCACCGUGCGGCUGGUGCAGCGCCGGAAGACCCGCCUGGGCCGGGCGCCGCCCAGCAAGGAGGAGCGCGCGGUCCCCGAGGUGAUUAGCAUCCCAGUGCCGCAAGACUUGGCGGAAGCGGGGUACCACGAGGGCGCCACCUUCUACGAGCUCAGCGCCUUCUUGGACGCGAUCCGAUCGAAGCAGCCCGCCCCUGUGUCUGCUCGAGACGGCAAGAUGGCAGUGCUGAUGGGCGUGGCGGCGCAGAGGUCCAUUGCCCUGGGGCAGCCCGUGCGCAUCGCUGGAGGCCGCAUCCUCGACGCGGCGGAUGCCGAUGCGGCGAGCGCUGCGGCGAGCACUCCGGCGAACACGUCGGCGCCGCGGCAGGCCUUCUCCAGGUUGUGAGCGGGCGCCCGCAUCUGCGGUUUCAGAAGAACUUCUUGAUACCAGCGGCAUGCUGCCAACUGCAUGAUGCAUGCUGGCUUGCAGGAGCUGAGAAGCUCCUCAAGCCAGGCUCAUUGCUUGAAGUGGUGCAGUUUGGAGUUUCUCUGGGCACAGGUCCGGUGUUUCUUUUGCUUGGCGCAAUACGGUGCAUGCAGCGCCCCUACCCCUGGCUCCGCCUCCUUUUCGGGCGACCUCGGCUCGUUUUUUGCCCCCGUCUUGGCUCGCUCCUUCGGAUGACCCACCUGGCCGAUUUCAAGGCUUCAAGAGGUGGCGACAUGGACCGAUGCAUGCCGAGGCUUGCGGCCCUUUUAAGAGACGCUUUUGCGCUUCUGCAGGAUAGGGGUAUUGGGGUAUUGGGGGUCUGUGCUAUU
This is a messenger RNA of Effrenium voratum, 2667 nucleotides long. The record is from the annotation of a GenBank genome assembly. NCBI's taxonomy places the organism in Eukaryota, Dinophyceae, Suessiales, Symbiodiniaceae.